AUGUUCCUACCAAACCUCCUCAUCACUCUGCUGAUAAGCAUGACAUCCGUGCAAGCCCAAGAGACCCAGCAAUCCUGGGAAGGAUUCGUAGAAAACGAAGGAGUCCAUACCCACUACCGCGCAACAGGUUCCGGCCCUCUCCUCCUCCUCGCCCACGGCUUUCCCGACAAUGCAGACACAUUCUACAACCAGAUCCCCGAACUGGCGAAACAAUACACCGUCGUAACCACUACUCUCCGAGGUUUCCCUCCCAGCGACGUUCCCAAAGACGACGAUGCAUAUCUCCUUCAAAACGUCGUGGGGGAUUUCAUGGCUCUCAUCACGCAUUUCAAAGCCCGGAAAGUCUUGAUUGGAGGACAUGAUUUCGGCGGAGCAGCGAUUCAAUUACUUGCAUUUUCGCACCCGGAAUUGGUCUCUGGGAUGAUUCUUAUGAAUGCCCCUAUCAUUCCCCGACUCUCAUAUCUAGUCAAUUUCGACCCGGAACAGCAGAAGGCUUCCGAAUAUACUUUACAUUUCAUGAAGCAUCAAAUUGGCGAUGACAAGGAUGUAGAAGAGAAGACCAAGUUCAUUCGAGACCCCAGACGCCGCAAGGAGAUUGAAGAGUAUUUGACCGCUUCUCCCAUGAAUGGUAUGAUGGCGUACUAUAAGAAGAACUACCCUGCUCCUCCUUAUGGGCAGACUUCCCCGUUGCAGAACAUCACCCUUCCAGUCCCUACUCUGAUUAUUUGGGGAGUGGAGGAUGAGUAUUUCAUUCCGAAAUUCGUGGAUGGGAUUGCUGGCAUCUUCCCCAACUCCACCCGACUGGUGACAAUUCCUCAUGCGGGACAUUGGGCUUUUCAGGAUGAGCCGAAGAAGGUUAAUAGGGAGAUUUUGUCUUGGCUUGGGGAGCUGGAUUAUGUGGGUAAAUAG
Molecule: messenger RNA, 909 nt
Organism: Ramularia collo-cygni
Lineage: Eukaryota; Fungi; Ascomycota; Dothideomycetes; Mycosphaerellales; Mycosphaerellaceae
Exons: 1
Coding region: 1-909 (302 amino acids)
Molecular function (GO): catalytic activity
Source: RefSeq, a predicted model, not a curated record